ACACUAUCACCUCCAAUUAAUCAUCCAAAAUGCCCCUCAUCUUCCUAACCGGCGGCAGUGGCUACCUCGGCCAAGCCAUAACCACCCACGCCCUCUCCAAGAACUACACCAUCCACUCCCUCUCACGCAGCCCCGAAAGCGACGCCAAGAUUACCUCUCUCGGCGCAACCCCCAUCCGCGGCGACCUCACCACCCACUCCGUGCUCCUUGAACAAAGCCAAAAGGCAGAUAUAGUCAUCCACCUGGCGGACCCAAUGGCAGGGAACUACUCUCUCCCAUACGAAGAACGCAUCCGCAUCGACGACGAAGCAGUCACCGCCAUCGCUGAGGGAUUAGCUGGAAGCGACAAGCCGCUUGUAGUGACCUCCGGAUCACUGGUCGUUGCUGCUACUGCUACGGGGAAGGAGACUGACGAGGAGUCCGCGUUAUGGGAGGAAGGGAAGGCGCUGAAUGAGCGGAUUGUCUCUGAGAGGAAGAACCUGAGGUGGGUAGGGGAGAAAGGGGUGAGGGUUAUUGUGAUUCGGCUGCCGCCGUUUGUGUAUGGACGGGGAGGGAGUGGGGUGGGGUUGUUUAUGGGGAUGUUUUGGAAUGGUGGUGAUAGAGGGGAGAAGGAGGUGAAGGUUGUUAGGGAGGCGGAGGGGGUGGUCACGUCUGCGGUGCAUGUGGAGGAUGCGGCCGAGUUGUAUUUGCUUGCUGCGGAAAGGGCUGGUGCUGGGGACGUGUUCAAUGGGUGUUCGGAGUGGGGGGUGACGUUUGGGGAGUUGGGGAGGGCAAUGGCGGAUGUUUUGGGGGUUGGGGUUGAGGUUGUGGGGUUUGAGGAGGCGAAGAGGGUGUGGGGGGAGUUCUUUGCGGGGUUUCUGAGUACGGAGAAUAGGGCUUCUGGGGGGAAGGCGAUGAGGGUGUUGGGUUGGGUGCCGAAGAAGGUUGGAAUCGUGGAGGAGGUGAGGCAUGGGUCGUAUGUUGGGUUGGCGGAGAGGUUGAGGAGUGGUGCUGCUUGA
Aspergillus neoniger CBS 115656 is the source of this 998-nucleotide messenger RNA. RefSeq names its product NAD dependent epimerase/dehydratase. The coding region runs from base 30 to 998 and encodes 322 amino acids. The record is from RefSeq and is a predicted model, not a curated record. NCBI's taxonomy places the organism in Eukaryota, Fungi, Ascomycota, Eurotiomycetes, Eurotiales, Aspergillaceae. The transcript has a single exon.